GUAUCCCAGAACCGAGGCAGUUACAAUUCUAGGAUCCUUGUUAUGUUAUCCGAAUGCGUUCCCAAAUAUGAAAAUUUAUCAGAUUGGUUCUCCAACACUAAAUGAUCAACCCACGGUCAUUUCAUGUCGAGAGAUAAAGGUAAUUAUUUUUGAAUUCUGUUGUAUGAAAAGUAACUUCCAUCUCUGAUCUGCCCUUAUAUUUUAUUUCAGGACAAGAUUAGUGAUGCUUUGUAUAAAGCUGCUGUUACCGAUCCUGACUGUCAUGCAAGGUACAUUUUAGAAUUUCAUUGUUGAAAAAUGGACUUCACAUUAUUGAAAAUCAAAAUCGAAUAGAGUUGUACAGUAUAGAGGGUAAUAUGUAUUAUAUGUUAUUAUAUACAAUAUAUUUAUUACUUCUUUAAGGUGUACAGCAUUAUGCGCAAUCGGAAUAUUCAUAGUGGAAGAAUUAACUUACAACAAAGGACAUGGUCGUAUUCAUGUUUAUACUUCACUCCUACUAACAUCUAUCAUGGUAUGUAUUACUAGGCUGCGGUGGUUUUUUAAGAAAAACGAAACCGAUAUAAAAAGUCAAUAUUUUUUGUCCGCAUCAUCUCGACAUUCAAAACCUCGUUUCAUUACGUCAUUAUCUACCAAUGAGAUAACGUGGAACAGGCCUGUGUUAAUCUUGUCUCGUAUGACGUAGACGUCAGAGCAGGCGCCUUUGAGUUCGUGGGUUCGAUUCUCUCUACGGAUUCAUGUGAGGAGAGUCGGUCAACGCUCUGUCGAAAGUCGUGGGUUUUCUCGGGGUGCUCCGGUUUCCUCCCACGGGGAAAGAUGACAGGAUGGCAGGGCUCGAUACUAUAUUCACUGUGCAUUACUAUUUUGAUAUUUAAAUUCAGAUGUUGAUCAAAUCAUGCGUAAAUCACUAUUGUAGUCUAUUGUAGUCUAUUGUAGUCUUCGAAAAAAGAAAACACUAAAGAAAUACGUAGACAUGUUUCUAGCUUGUCAAAAAUCCAAAGUAACAAUAAAAUUAAAAUUUUAUUACAGUAAUUUGAAAAAUGCCGUGGAAACUGUCAAAAUUGCCGCAGACAGCUGUUACGUUCUACGGCAAUUUUUAACGCCAUUGCCGUCGAUUGAUUUCAGGGACAUUCGAGGCCUGCAGGAUGGGUUAGGAUAAACACAGUUAGAAAAGUAAUAUAUCACAAUGGACCAUUCGCUUUAUAGACUAAAUUUUGAUCUAGACAAAAAUUUCAUCACAGCUUGAAAGAGCAUCACAAAAUUACUAAUAUUCCAAAGUUUCGUUGCGAAAUGUUGUAAAAUGCGGAUAAUAAAGCCUUGCAAAGUUUGUUGUUUUUCAGACAUUUUGUAUUACGCAUGGGAAAGCCCAAUCGGGUGUUGGGGCAUCAAUUCCCGUUUGUAAUACAAAAUGACUGAAAAUUGCAAAUUUCGGAAGGCUAUAUUAUCUGCAUUUUACAACAUUUCGCAACGAAACUUUGGAAUAUUACUAAUUUUGUGUUGCUCUUUCAAGCUGUGAUGAAAUUUUUGUCUAGAUCAAAAUUUAGUCUAUAAUGCAAAUGGUCCAUUGUUGUAUAGACUGCGAGCAAUCCCUCUAUUUUCCUUCGUUUUAUUGUUUCGCGGACUCCGCGAAACAAUAAAACGAAGGAAAAUAGAGGGAUUUCUCGCAGUCUAAUUGUUGUAAAAAUAAAAUAGUCUUGGCUAAGGAUGAAAAUAGGCAAGCGUAAUACUUGAUGUAAAGCGCAUUUGAUCGUAUCCACGAUUCCACAUGUAAGUUUGCGCUAUACAAGGUAAAUCGUAAUCGUUGUUCAUAUCUUCCAACAGUUUAGAAAUUGGUCUGUAUCAAGUGUUGCGAUUGGAUUGAUUCAAAACUUGUCUGAGUAUCAUGAGCAACUCUCCAACUACGACCAUGAGCUACCUUUGAAAGUACUACAGGUAAAAGUUUUACUUAUUAAAUCAAAUAUCCUGGUACAUUCUUUUGGUAUACCAAGAUCGUGUAUACCACAUCACAGUCUAUGAAGAUGCGAUGGUCUGUAAACUAAUCAGAAGUCAUUCUGUUAUGUUUUUGUCUGAGUUUAUGUUAAUUGUGCACGUUCACCGUGAUUGAGCUCAUUGUAUUUCCGAAUAAUGACGUAAUCGUCCAACAGGGAUAGCUGAGAAGCUGCAAACACGAUGAAUAAUAUUUAAUAAAAUUGAGACAAAGUAUUUGUGCACAGCUCGGUACAGUUCAACAUCAAACAAAAUCCUUCCAUUUUGUAGUUUUGAAGUUUGCUAGACUUCCAGACCAUCAUAGAGUAACAUCACAAAAUAUCAUAUUCACCUGAGUACACAACACCAGCACAGAAAAAUCAUAUUACAAGAUUACAUUGGGAUCGAAAGAACUAGAUUCUGUUCCGAAAUAUCACAUACUCGAACCGUCCUGACCGCUUAGCUCAGUUGGCAGAGCAUUGGGGGUAGUAUUCCAAAGGUCGUAGGUUCGAUUCUCACCGUGGCCGGGCAUAUUUUUCAAGCUUGCCCGGUGUGGAUAUACACUCAGAGUAACAUAAAAAAUAUCAUAUUCAUCUGAGUACACAACACCAGCACAGAAAAAACUAUGACCACAUUAUGUAUUACUUCUACUGCUCAAAAUCAUUAAUAAUUCAUGAGCAAAACACAAACGAAACCAGCACCGUAUGGUUGUCUUGAUACCACUGUAAUAAACGCCCAUAAAUUAAAUAUUCAACUACCUCCUUGAAUUUCUCUUUAAAUACAAGUCCGUUUGCAUUGAGAAGUAACAUAACAAACUCGAAGGCUGUUUAUUACCGGCCAUUGAAAUGAAUAUCACUGGAACGCUACCUCCAACCGGAAAUUUUAGGCCAACCUGAAGGCCAGUCCCAGUCUUUUCACGCAUGCGAAGAGCGCUCAAUCAGUCAAUCAUGACAUAAACACGCGUGGUCUGACCUCCAUUCAGACAGGUAAGAUUUGGCUUCAAGAAAAAGCUAGGCAGUUUAUCAGAAGGUAGCGUUCAGUUAUAUUCUUUUCAGUGUUACCGGCGUACAUAUACAAUUAGCCAUUGUUACCCGUUUACAUAUACAAUAAGCCAUGUCUGAAGUUUGGAAUAGAUAGGGGGUGGCAAUUAAAAAGUCCCCCCCCCCCAUUGAAAUGAAUAUCACGUUACCAUCAACCGGAAAUUUGAAGCCAACUUGAAGGCCAAUCCCAGUCUUUUCACGCAUGUGCAGAGCGCUCAAUCAGUCAAUCAUGGCAUAAACACGCGUGAUCAGACAGGUAAGAUUUGGUUUCAAGAAAAAGAUAGGCAGUUUAUAGGCAAGAAAAAGAUACUAGGCAGAUAGGCAGGUAGCGUUCCAGUUAUAUUCAUUUCAGCGUUACCGGCGUAUAAAAUACCUCAAAAUGUGUGAAAAAACUCGGCCUCGUUUUUCAAUACACUCUUUAAGGGAAUAUGUGAAUAUGUGUAUAAUUGUACAGGGUAUUUUUAGUAAUAGAUGUUUAGUGCGGUGCAAAGUAAAAAAACAACACGAAGUUUGCCAUCGCUUUAUACUCGGUGCUUGAGUUUGUUAAUCUGUAAGUCUGUUAGCUUGUUUGCUAUAUACAAGCCUUCAUCCUUGGUAGUUAUUCAAAAGUAGUAUGUCUUCGCGCUUGUGAUGCACUUGUUUAAGGGCACCGCACUGUAGUAGUGUGUUUAGUUUUUCAACCUAGUUACGCGUUCUAUAUAGGUACUCUGUGAAAUUAUAAGACGUUGUGUCAAUGAAGGAUCUGGAAUGGAUACCUCUCAUGUUGUCAAG
Molecule: messenger RNA, 3773 nt
Organism: Paramuricea clavata
Lineage: Eukaryota; Metazoa; Cnidaria; Anthozoa; Malacalcyonacea; Plexauridae
Source: the annotation of a GenBank genome assembly